AUGAGUAUUUCAAAUAGAGUGCCUGAAAUACAACCAAUUUUUGAAAGAAAUCAAGAGGCCACAUUAUAUUGCGGGAAUUUGGAAAACAAAGUCGACGAAGAAAUGUUAGCAGAACUAUUUUCACAGUGUGGGCCUGUAAAAUCAGUCCACAUACCUAGAGAUAAAGUAACAGGACACCAUUCAGGGUUUGGUUUUAUUGAGUUUGAAUUUGUCUCUGAUGUUGAGUACGCACAAAAGGUGAUGAACUCAAUAAAAUUAUUUAGUAAGCAAAUUAGAUGUUGCAAAGCUUCUAACGACAGAAAACCUUUGGACAUUGGGGCAAAUCUUUAUGUUGGAAACUUAUCUCCUGAAAUAGACGAAAAAUUUCUCUUUUAUCUUUUUUCCAAUUUCGGCAAAAUCUUGUCAUUAAAGAUCGUUGGAAAUGAUCAAAACGUUCAAAAUCCUAAAAAUAGCGCUUUCAUCAAUUUUUCCUCAUUCCAAGAAUCUGAUUCUGCUAUUCAAGCACUAAAUGGGCAGUUCUUCUGUAACCAACAAAUCUCGGUAUCAUAUGCCUUUAAACAAAACUCUAAGAACGAAAAACAUGGAAACUAUGCCGAAAGGCUAUUGGAAUCCAAAUCUAAGACUAAACCCAUGCAAGAAUAA
This is a messenger RNA of Cryptosporidium ubiquitum, 642 nucleotides long. RefSeq names its product U2 RRM domain-containing protein. The transcript has a single exon. NCBI's taxonomy places the organism in Eukaryota, Apicomplexa, Conoidasida, Eucoccidiorida, Cryptosporidiidae. Gene Ontology annotation, cellular component: U12-type spliceosomal complex; nucleolus. The record is from RefSeq and is a predicted model, not a curated record. Gene Ontology annotation, molecular function: RNA binding. Gene Ontology annotation, biological process: positive regulation of mRNA splicing, via spliceosome. The coding region runs from base 1 to 642 and encodes 213 amino acids.